Messenger RNA from Thalassophryne amazonica, 1248 nucleotides. It is a transcript of the gene bricd5, whose product is annotated as BRICHOS domain containing 5. Bases 131 to 823 code for a protein of 230 amino acids. NCBI's taxonomy places the organism in Eukaryota, Metazoa, Chordata, Actinopteri, Batrachoidiformes, Batrachoididae. Gene Ontology annotation, biological process: regulation of cell population proliferation. The record is from RefSeq and is a predicted model, not a curated record. The transcript has 6 exons.
GGUCUGCGGGGGACCAAGAGGAGCCGGGCAGGCGAAGCGAGUCACAGGCAGCGCUGGUCAUGACCACAUCUCCAUGACGAUAGCUGUCAGAAGAGAGCAGACUGAGUGAGGAGCCGCCAAGGGACACAGGAUGGUGAAGUGUUGGAAACCUUCAGAAAACAGUUUGGGGGAAGCAGCGUGUACAGAUGGGGGUCCAACUGUGUCGCAUCACUUCCCGCACAAGGCAUUCUGGGUCGGCCUCUCUGCCUCUUUGCUGCUGGUGGUCAUCGCGCUCGCUUUGACGGGUCACUUCAUGCUGCCGCGACCCCGCUCUCAGUCUUUACAGGUCAUCAGAAUCACGGCUCUGGAUCAGGCCGGCACGCUCAUCAACCAGUCAGCCAUUGUAGACGAGCAAAACGACCUGGUGACCUUUUUCGUUUCUUCAGUGUCCAAUCAGACGUCUAGGGUGCUCUUUGACAUCAAACAUGGUUUGAUAUGUUACAAACCAGUCCAGCAGGAGAGCUGCUUCCUGCAGACGAUGGACAAGUCCGACUACGAAAACGUGCGCUCCCUCCGUCGCGAGUCCACACACGAGCAAAGCCAGUUCCAGCUCUCUGGGAAUGACACACUGCGGCAGACGGAGUUCCUUGGGGUGCUGGCAGAUAGUCAGGUGGAUGUGUCCACUCUGGAGGAGCCCAUGCAGGCACUGUGUCAGGACAGGUCCAUCCGCUGGACCAGGAGGGUGGACGGACCAGGGAGGCAGAGGCUGGUCUACUUCUGCAUCGACAUCUGCUUUCCCAGCAACAUCUGUGUGUCUGUGUGUUUCUACUACCUGCCAGAGUGACCGUGUGCAUUUUAUUCCUCCCCUCCCAGCAAAGAUCAGGGAAACAAAGCGGUCUUUUUUAGCUCCGUCUACACGCACGCGCACACACAGAACAAAAACCAGCUUUGACUUUGCCAUACAGCUGCCAGUAAACCAGUGACCAGCCCAGUGACCAGCCAAGACUUCCACUAAAUCACUUUCUUUUUCAAUCCUUCCGACAGAGGAGAGAGGGAGACAGGCUGUCACUGUUAUCGCCAAAGUCCCGUCGUCGCUCUCUUCAUGUUUAAUACUGUCUCUGGUGGCACACUUCAGAGACCACAAACACCCAGCGUCUUUUUGUGUGUGGCUUUAAGCGCAUUUUCUGUAACUUAACGCCACAUUGUGUAACCGCUCCUGUUUUAAUCUGAGUGAAUUGACCUGUCCAAUAAAAGUCUGGUGUGUAUUUA